AUGGCAAUGAAAUUAAGAGAUCUCAUCCGCAAAGUGCGGGCCUGCAAAACAGCAGCGGAGGAGCGUGCAGUCAUUGCCAAGGAGUCUGCGAUGAUUCGUACGGCUAUUCGGGAAGAACAGGAACAUUAUCGGCAUCGCAAUGUAGCAAAACUUUUGUUUAUGCACAUGUUAGGAUAUCCAACUCACUUUGGUCAAUUGGAAUGUAUGAAGCUCAUUGCAUCCCCACACUUCCCAGAGAAACGUAUUGGAUACUUAGGAAUGAUGCUGUUGUUAUCAGAAGAAGCUGACGUUCUGAUGCUUUCAACGAAUUCACUGAAAACCGAUUUGAAUUCACGAAACAAGUUUAUUGCCGGACUGUCGCUUUGUACCAUUGGAAACUUGGCGACCUCGGACAUGUCUAGAGAUUUGGCACCGGAAGUGGACAAACACCUCAAGUCUGGCAACGCAUAUCUUCGAAAAAAGGCCGGUCUUGCCAUGGCUAGAUGUCUCACAAAGUGUCCUGAUAUGGUGGAAGAUUUUGUGGAUCGUGUGGUCUCCUUGCUCAAGGAUAAGAACCACGGCGUGCUCAUUACGGUAGUCCAAUUGAUGACACAAGUUCUCAUGAUUGACAUGAAGAAUGCUGAAGAGGAGGGAGAGAAUCCAUUCCAAACUGACUGCCGUAAAUCUUUCUUGCGAUUGGUACCUAUGUUGGUAAAGAUGCUCAAGAAUCUUCAAAGUCCCGGUCACGCCCAAGAAUAUGAAAUUGGUGGAAUUCCAGAUCCAUUCCUUCAGGUUCAACUGUUGACCCUCCUUCGAUUGCUGGGUGCCAAGAACGAAAAGGCUUCGGAAGAAAUGAAUGAUGUCUUGUCACGUGUGGCCACUGGAACCGAGUCGUCCAAGAAUGCCGGAAACGCCAUUUUGUACGAGUGUGUGCAAACCAUCAUGGGGAUUGAAAGUGAUGACCAACUUCGUGUGCUAGCUGUCAAUAUUCUUGGUCGAUUCUUGUUGAACAGGGAUAACAAUAUUCGAUAUGUGGCUCUCAACACUUUGGCGAGAUGUAUUGUAGAGCAAAACAAAUCGGGAACAUCUGCUGUAGAUCCCAACUCGGCUUCGUCCGCCUUGCAAAAGCAUCGUGCCACCGUGGUGGAUUGUUUGAAGGAUCCUGAUAUCAGUAUUCGACAACGAGCGCUAGAAUUGAUUUACCACUUGGUGAAUCAUGAAAAUGUGGAAUCUCUGACUGCCGAACUCUUGAAUUACUUGGUGCUUUGUCCAAGAGAGCAUCGAGCGGAUAUCUGUACCCGAAUCUUGCGAGUAGUGGAGAAAUACAGUCGCGAUGAUCAAUGGCGUGUUGAUACUUUGAUUACUAUGCUUACGAUUGCUGGACGUGAGGCCACCAACGAAGUCCAGAGUUCCUCUGUCAUUUACAUUUCCAGAUCUUCCGAGGAUGUCCAUACCUAUGCCACACACAAACUGCUAAAGGCAAUCCGUGAUGACGAUGGGUCACAAAGAGGUCUCUUGGUUGUUGGUAUCUGGUGCAUUGGAGAAUACGGAGAUCUUGUCUUGUCCGAUUAUUCCUACACGCCACAAAGCGAUCCGAGCAACCUGGCUCCAGUCAGCAUCACCUUUAUGGCAAUGACUCCAUCCAGUGUAGUAGAAUCAGUGGAAAAUGUUAUUCAACGACACUCUUGCCCGGAAUCAGUCAAGGCUCGUGCUUUGACAUGUUUUGCCAAGCUCAGUGACCGGUUUGCUGAUAAAGGAGAUGCCGCUGCCUUGGAUAAAUUGCAAAAGUUGUUGAAGAAACACCAGGGAUCACAGUCGCUAGAAUUGCAACUGAGGUCAUGCGAAUACGACGCCUUGAUGAAUGCGGCCAAGGGUAUCAAGCUUGCCCCAAUUAAUAGGGCCGCCGAGAAUGAUUUGUUUGGAGUUGCGGACGAUACCUCUGGCGGCCCUGUCAGCGCAUCUGUGAUUAAUGCGGCGAAGGAGGCUUUGUCGCGCAUGCCAGUGGUGGAUUUGAAGGUUCUACAAAAGAACAAGGAGACCUUUGGUGGUGGUGACGUCGGUGCAUCCUCCGCCAUGCCAACUGCCUCGGCUGCUGCUCCAGCUCCGGGUGGCGACUUGCUCGAUAUCUUUGGAGGUACUCCCGCACCUGCACCAGCACAAAAUGGUGGUGCCCCAACCGGAGAUGCCGGCAAGAGCGAUUUGGAUCUGUUGACAGACAUAUUUGCGGCAUCUGCUGCUCAACCAGCCGCUCCUGCCAUGGGCAGUGGUGGCUACGAUCCAUUUUCUGCUCCACCUGCACAAGCUUCAGCACCAGCAGCUGCAAAUCCAUUGGACAUCUUUGGAGCAACCCCAGCAGCACCCUCACAACCAGCUGCUCCUGCGAAUCCACUCGACAUUUUCGGUGCUUCCGCUCCUGCACCGGCUGCUCCAAUGCCAGCACAAAAUGACAUUUUCGGAGCACCUCCAGCUAUGCAACAGCAAGCUCCUGCAGUAGCAGCGCAACCACCAGCACCUGCCGCUCCAGCUGGGGCACCCGCGGCGGCUGGACCUGUCACUGUACCUGGCCUUACCCACCAAGGGCUUUCGAUCGAAUUUGAAUGUUCGAAACCUGACAUUUGGAACAAGCAAACGUCAGAGCUAAUUGCGAAAUGCAAGAAUGCAAACGUUGUAGCACUGAAUGGUUUCAACUUGCAGGUCGCUGUUCCCAAAUACAUCACUAUGGAGAUGGAACCACCAUCGUCUACCACCGUUCCUCCAACACAAGGGGCUAACCCGAAACUCGUAACUCAGAAGAUCAAGGUUAUCAAUUCCAUGCUGGGGACCAAGAAUCUCAUGUUGAAGGUGAAGGUCAGCUUCACAUUGAAUGGGAAUAAGGUAGAACACUUGGCAACAUGUUCUGGAUUCCCAGCCGGCCAAUAUUAA
Messenger RNA from Cylindrotheca closterium, 2901 nucleotides. The record is from the annotation of a GenBank genome assembly. Lineage: Eukaryota; Bacillariophyta; Bacillariophyceae; Bacillariales; Bacillariaceae.